CACCUCUAGAAGCGGGGAAGGUGAUUUUGUUUGAUUGAAGAGAGCGGGGGGAGAUCGUGCAUACAAUUAAUGUGCAGUUAAUGUGUAAUUCCAAUUGAUGCUCCAGAAAUCGGUCAUGAAUGAAACUACAAUCCGAUGAAAGUGUGCUUCGCUAAAUUAACGAACAACCAACGAAAACAUCGAGUAUUAGUCACUUCCAGGGAAGUGGUUUGCGCAGUGGGAUCAACUUUAAAUUAUAAAGGAUAUUAUGUGAAAUAAGAGCAGUAUAUGUUUACUAUGAAGAAUAAAAAAUAUGUAACUCCUGUAAAAAGUAAAGCUUUCAACAUAUUCCAAUGGAUUUCACUACUGUGUAGUCUUUGGUUAAUCCCAGCUGUACAAAGUAAACCCGAUGACAAGCACACAGCGACCCUCGAACAUAGACUAGAAAAUCAAUUGGAGAAUCUAUAUCGGUUUAGCCAUAAUGUAUAUAAUGUUACCAUACCAGAAAAUAGUAUGGGCAAGACAUACGCUAAGGGAGUACUGCAUGAAAGACUGGCCGGCAUGAGAGUUGGCUUGAACUCAGAAGUUAAGUAUAGGAUAAUAAGUGGCGACAAGGAGAAGCUAUUUAAAGCUGAGGAGAAAUUGGUUGGAGACUUUGCCUUCUUAGCCAUUCGAACGCGAACAAAUAACGUUGUGCUAAACAGAGAAAAAACUGAGGAAUACGUAAUUCGAGUUAAAGCACAUAUACACUUGCACAACCGAAAUGUAUCGAGCUAUGAAGCAGAGACGAAUAUUCACAUUAAAGUACUGGAUCGCAACGACCUGAGUCCGCUGUUUUACCCAACCCAGUACACCGUAGUUAUUCCAGAGGACACUCCAAAGUAUCAAAGUAUCCUGAAAGUCACAGCAGACGAUGCUGAUCUGGGCAUCAAUGGGGAAAUCUACUACAGUCUUCUCAUCGAUAGUGAGUAUUUUGCUGUCCACCCCACCACAGGUGAAAUUACCCUACUGCAGCAACUACAUUAUGCGGAGAACUCACACUUUGAGCUUACGGUGUUGGCCUACGAUCGGGGAUCCUGGGUCAAUCACCAGAACCACCAGGCGAGCAAGGCCAAGGUCAGCAUUUCGGUGAAGCAGGUUAACUUUUACGCUCCGGAAAUUUUCACAAAAACCUUUUCGAGCGUGACACCAACGUCGAAUCCUCUAAUUUAUGGAAUUGUCCGCGUAAACGACAAAGACACUGGGAUAGAUGGUAACAUUGGACGGUUGGAAAUAGUCGAUGGUAAUCCAGAUGGCACUUUUCUUUUGAAAGCGGCAGAGACCAAAGACGAGUACUACAUCGAACUGAAUAAGUUUGCGCACUUGAAUCAACAACAUUUUAUUUACAACUUAACUCUGCGAGCCGAGGACCUCGGAACUCCCCGUAGAUUCGCCUAUAAAUCCGUUCCGAUACAGAUAAAGCCAGAGAGCAAAAACAUACCCAUAUUCACGCAGGAAAUUUACGAAGUUUCGAUUCCGGAAACAGCCCCCAUCAACAUGCCCGUGAUAAGGCUGAAAGUGAGCGAUCCGGAUUUGGGUAAAAACGCAUUGGUCUACUUGGAAAUCGUGGGUGGCAAUGAGGGCGACGAGUUCCGCAUUAAUCCCGAUUCCGGGAUGUUGUACACAGCCAAGCAGCUCGAUGCUGAAAAGAAGUCAAGCUACACUCUAACCGUUUCCGCCAUUGAUCAAGCGAAUGUUGGCUCGCGAAAACAAUCCUCUGCCAAGGUCAAAAUAAGCGUGCAGGAUAUGAACGACAAUGAUCCCAUCUUCGAGAAUGUGAACAAAUUGAUCAGUAUCAAUGAAAACAAUUUGGCUGGAUCGUUUGUGGUUAAACUGACGGCCAAAGACAGGGAUUCUGGUGAAAAUUCGUACAUAUCGUAUAGUAUUGCCAAUCUAAACACGGUUCCAUUCGAAAUCGAUCACUUUAGCGGCAUCGUUAAGACCACAUCUCAAAUUGACUUCGAAACAAUGAAGCGCAACUACGAACUUAUAAUACGUGCAUCGGACUGGGGAUUGCCGUACCGAAGGCAGACGGAAAUAAAACUGUCCAUCGUGGUUAAUGAUAUUAACGAUAACAGGCCCCAGUUUGAGCGGGUUAACUGCUAUGGCAAAGUUACCAAGUCGGCACCGAUGGGUACUGAAGUUUUCGUCACGUCAGCCAUUGAUUUCGAUGCUGGCGACAUCAUUUCCUAUCGGUUGAGCGAUGGCAACGAAGACGGUUGCUUCAACCUGGACCCCACAUCCGGUUCCCUGUCCAUUUCCUGCGACCUGACGAAGACCUCCCUAACAAAUCGCAUCCUCAAAGUGUCUGCCACGGAUGGCACCCACUUUUCAGAUGACCUAAUCGUCAAUGUACACCUGAUGCCAGAGGAUUUGGGUGGGGAUGCCAGCAUUCUUCACGGCUACGGAUCUUUCGAGUGUCGCGAAACCGGAGUCGCCAGGAGGUUGGCGGAAACAUUGGCCCUGGCCGAAAAGAACAACGUGCGGAGUGUGUCGCCAUCGGUUUUCAGCGACCUAUCGCUUACACCCAGUCGAUAUGGUCAAAAUGUGCACCGACCUGAGUUCGUGAACUUCCCGCAGGAGCUGUCCAUCAAUGAAAGUGUUCAGUUGGGCGAAACGGUGGCUUGGAUAGAUGCUAAGGACCGGGACCUGGGCUACAAUGGCAAACUGGUGUUUGCCAUCUCCGAUGGGGAUUACGACUCUGUUUUUCGGAUCGAUCCCGACCGUGGUGAACUGCAGAUAAUUGGGUAUUUGGAUAGAGAGCGUCAGAGUGAAUAUGUCCUCAAUAUAACCGUCUAUGAUCUGGGUAACCCCACCAAAUCGACAUCGAAAAUGCUGCCCAUAACAAUCCUCGAUGUGAACGACAAUCGGCCAGUUAUUCAGAAGACAUUGGCCACAUUCCGAUUGACAGAAAGCGCCAGAGUAGGAACUGUGGUGCACUGCAUUCAUGCCACGGAUGCGGAUUCGGGAGAAAAUGCUCAGGUUACGUAUUCACUGUCGGUGGAGUGCAGUGAUUUCACAGUCAAUGCGACUACGGGCUGCAUUCGUCUAAGCAAGCCACUGGAUCGGGAGCAACAGGAUAACUAUGCUCUCCACAUAACGGCCAAGGAUGGGGGCAAUCCCGUGCUCUCCUCGGAGGCACUGGUUUACGUUCUGGUCGACGAUGUCAACGAUAACGCCCCCGUGUUCGGAGUGCAAGAGUACAUAUUCAAAGUGCGCGAAGAUCUGCCCCGGGGCACAGUGCUGGCCGUAAUCGAGGCAGUGGACGAAGACAUUGGGCCCAAUGCCGAGAUCCUCUUCUCGCUCAAAGAGGAGACCCAGGACGCGGAACUGUUCAGGAUCGACAAGCACACUGGUGCCAUACGGACGCAAGGACAGCUGGACUACGAGAACAAGCAGGUGCAUAAUCUUGUUGUCAGCGCCAUUGAUGGCGGAGAUCCGUCGCUGACAUCGGACAUGCCCAUCGUUAUAAUGAUCAUCGAUGUCAACGAGAACCGAUUCGCUCCCGAGUUCGAUGACUUUGUGUAUGAGGGAAGAAUCAAGGAGAACAAGCCGAAGGGGACGUUUGUGAUGAAUGUCACCGCCCGGGACAUGGAUACGGUCGAUCUGAACUCGAAAAUCACGUACUCCAUCACAGGUGGCGAUGGACUGGGCAUUUUUGCGGUUAACGACCAAGGUUCAAUAACUUCCUUAUCCCAACUCGAUGCGGAGACGAAGAACUUUUAUUGGCUCACACUGUGUGCACAGGAUUGCGCCAUAGUUCCUCUCAGCAUUUGUGUCGAAGUUUACAUCGAAGUCGAAAACGAAAAUGAUAACUUUCCGCUGACGGGCAAGCCCGUGUACUAUGUCAAUGUAACGGAAGCAAGUGCGGAAAACGUAGAGAUUAUUACCCUGAAUGCAGUAGAUCCCGAUAUAGAUCCCACACAGUCUAUUACUUACAAUAUCGUUUCCGGAAAUCUCGUCGGCUACUUCGAAAUCGAUUCAAAAACAGGAGUAAUCAAAACAACUGAACGCAAAUUGGACAGAGAAAAUCAAGCGGAACACGUUUUGGAGGUUGCUAUUUCUGACAAUGGAUCGCCAGCGUUAUCUUCUACCUCGAGAAUUGUUGUGUCAGUCCUAGAUAUUAACGAUAAUAGCCCGGAGUUUGACCAACGGGUUUACAAAGUGCAAGUUCCAUCUUCAGCCACUGUCAAUCAAUCUAUUUUUCAGGUUCAUGCCAUCGACAGCGAUAGUGGUGAGAAUGGCCGAAUUACCUAUUCAAUUAAGUCCGGAAAGGGUAAAAACAAAUUCCGCAUCGAUAGUCAAAGGGGCCACAUACAUAUAGCGAAGCCAUUGGAAUCCGACAAUGAGUUUGAGAUUCACAUCAAGGCUGAAGACAAUGGAAUUCCUAAAAAAAGUCAAACUGCUAGAGUUAAUAUAGUCGUAAUUCCUGUUAAUCCUAAUUCGCAAAACGCACCGUUAAUAGUGAAAAAGUCGUUAGAUAAUGUCGUUGAUCUGACGGAGAAUGACAAGCCAGGAUUUUUGGUUACUCAAAUAUUGGCUGUCGAUGAUGAAAACGAUCAGCUGUGGUUCAACAUCUCCAAUGGCAAUGAUGAAAACACCUUCUUUAUUGGCCAAGAUAACGGAAACAUUUUGCUUUCAAAAUAUUUGGAUUAUGAAACUAAAAAGUCUUAUAAUCUGACCAUUGGUGUAACUGAUGGCACAUUUACGUCGUACACUAACCUCUUGGUUCAAGUGAUCGAUAUAAAUGACAACCCUCCGCAAUUCGCCAAAGAUGUCUACCAUGUCAAUAUAUCGGAGAACAUUGACGAGGAAUCUGUUAUCAUGCAGCUUCACGCCACUGACAGAGAUGAGGACAAGAAACUGUUCUAUCACCUCCACGCCACUCAGGAUCCCUCGUCACUGGCCUUGUUUCGGAUCGACUCCAUUAGCGGAAAUGUUAUUGUCACCCAGAGAUUGGAUUUCGAGAAGACCGCGCAACACAUUCUCAUCGUUUUCGUUAAGGAUCAGGGAGCGCCCGGGAAAAGAAACUAUGCCAAGAUUAUUGUAAACGUGCAUGACCACAACGAUCACCAUCCGGAGUUUACGGCGAAAAUAAUUCAAAGUAAGGUGCCCGAAAGUGCAGCGAUUGGCUCCAAGUUGGCCGAGGUGCGGGCCACAGACCGCGAUAGUGGCCACAAUGCCGAGAUUCAGUACUCCAUCAUCACGGGUAACGUGGGAAGUGUCUUCGAGAUCGACCCCACCUUUGGUGUGAUCACAUUGGCGGGCAGCUUGAACAUCAACAAUAUCCAGGAGUACAUGCUUCAGGUAAGGGCCGUAGACCUGGGCAGCCCACCGCUGACUUCGCAGAUCCCUGUGCACAUCAUCGUUACCAUGUCCGAGAACGAUCCGCCAAAUUUCUCGACCAACAACAUUGCCAUCGAAAUAUUCGAAAGCCUGAGCAUCGGAACGUUCGUAACUCAAGUCACCGCCCGCUCAUCCUCAUCCAUAUUCUUCAACAUUGUUUCCGGCAACAUAAACGAUAGCUUCCGCAUUAACCCCUCCACUGGAGUUAUUGUUAUCAAUGGCAAUAUCGAUUACGAAACAAUCAAAGUAUUCAACCUUACGGUUAAGGGAACCAAUAUGGCAGCCGAGUCUUCCUGCCAGAAUAUAAUAAUACAUAUCCUAGAUGCUAACGACAAUAUUCCAUAUUUCGUUCAGAAUGAAUAUGUGGGAGCUUUAUCUGAAUCGGCCGCCAUUGGAUCUUACGUACUCAAAGUACAUGAUUCAUCGAAUGAUCAUUUAACAUUACAAGUAAAGGAUGCUGAUGUCGGAGUAAAUGGAAUGGUUGAGUACCACAUAAAUGACGAUCUGGCCAAAAAUGUUUUCAAAAUAGAUUCGACCACCGGCGCCAUUGAACUUUUACGACACUUGGAUUAUGAAACGAACGCUGGCUAUACUUUCGAUGUUACGGUUAGUGAUAUGGGAAAACCCAAACUACAUUCCACUACAACAGCACAUGUGACAAUUCGUGUGAUUAAUGUUAACGAUUGUCCUCCAGUAUUUAAUGAAAGAGAACUUAAUGUGACCUUGUUCCUUCCAACAUUCGAAAACGUGUUUGUUGCACAAGUCAAUGCAAAGGAUGCUGAUAACGAUACUUUGCGGUUCGACAUUGUGGAUGGCAACACCAAUGAAUGCUUUCAAAUCGAAAAAUACACAGGCAUUAUAACAACAAGAAAUUUCGAAAUUUUAAAUAAUGAAAAUUAUCAGGACUAUACACUGCACGUCCGUGCCUCCGACGGAAUAUUCUCUGCCAUAUUAAUAGUAAAGAUUAAAGUUUUGUCAGCCAUAGACUCAAAUUUCGCAUUCCAACGGGAAUCGUACCGAUUUUCUGCAUUUGAAAACAACACAAAAGUGGCUACGAUUGGAUUGGUUAAUGUGGUUGGAAACUCGCUGAACGAAAAUGUUGAGUAUCGCAUCUUGAACCCAACCCAAUUGUUCGAUAUUGGAAUCAGCUCAGGUGCCCUCAAAACUACUGGAGAAAUUUUCGAUCGUGAAGUUCGCGAUUUGUACCGACUCUUUGUGGAAGCAAAGUCAGUUUUGUUCGACGGAGCGAAUGCUAAUGUGCGCAGGGCAGUUACCUCUGUAUAUAUAUCCGUAUUGGAUGUUAAUGAUAACUGCCCCUUAUUUGUCAAUAUGCCAUAUUAUGCCACUGUCUCCAUAGACGAUCCAAGAGGCACUAUCAUAAUGCAGGUCAAGGCCAUUGACUUGGAUAGCGGCGAAAAUGGUGAGGUUCGGUACGAAUUGAAAAAGGGAAAUGGAGAACUGUUCAAAUUGGAUCGCAAGUCGGGAGAACUAUCCAUCAAGCAGCAUGUGGAGGGGCACAACCGAAACUAUGAACUCACGGUUGCUGCUUACGAUGGGGCCAUAACACCCUGCUCUUCAGAAGCUCCACUGCAAGUAAAGGUAAUUGACCGUUCGAUGCCCGUUUUUGAGAAACAGUUUUACACUGUCAGCGUCAAAGAGGACGUCGAAAUGUACUCGGCCCUUUCCGUAUCCAUUGAGGCCGAAAGUCCCUUGGGCAGGAGUUUAAUUUACACCAUAUCUUCUGACAAUCAGUCCUUUGAAAUUGAUUACAAUACAGGAUCAAUUUACGUUGUAAAUGAACUGGACUACGAGCAAAUGAAUAGCCAUGACGUUUCUAUCCGGGCAACCGAUAGCCUUUCUGGAGUUUACGCCGAAGUCGUUCUAUCUGUUUCCAUAAUUGAUGUCAACGACUGUUACCCAGAGAUUGAAAGUGAUAUCUACAACAUAACCAUUCCAGAAAAUACAUCGUUUGGAACCCAGAUUUUAAAAAUUAACGCAACUGAUAAAGACUCUGGAGCAAACGCAAAACUUUCCUAUUACAUUGAGUCCAUAAAUGGACAAAACAAUUCCGAACUGUUCUACAUUGAUGUCACAGAUGGCAAUCUAUAUCUAAAAACACCCUUGGACUAUGAGCAGAUAAAAUACCAUCAUGUUGUCGUCAAUGUAAAGGACCAUGGUUCGCCAUCAUUAAGUUCCCGAUCAAACAUAUUUAUAACAGUUAAAGACCUGAACGAUAACCCUCCAUGCUUUGUUGAGCCUUCCUACUUCACCAAACUAUCAGUCGCCGCUGUCCGUGGACAAUUUGUUGCCCUACCUAAAGCAUACGAUAAGGAUAUUUCUGACACUGACUUGCUGGAGUAUAAAAUUGUUUACGGAAACGAAUUGCAAACCUAUAGUAUUGAUAAGCUAACAGGAGUGAUAUCCCUUCAAAACAUGUUGAAUUUUACCGACAAAAGUAGCACAGUCUUGAAUAUUUCUGUUUCGGAUGGAGUUCAUACGGCAUAUGCACGUUUGAAAAUAUCUUUGCUGCCGGAAAAUGUAUACAGUCCACAAUUUGAUAAAAGCUCUUACGAGGCGAACAUUUCCGAAAAUUUGUUGCACGGCCAUAAUAUAAUUACGGUUAAAGCAUCGGAUGGAGACUUUGGAGCGUACUCAAGCCUUUAUUACGAAAUAGUUUCCGAAGAAAUGAAAAAAUUCUUUCUCAUCGAUCAAACGACUGGUGUAAUAACCUCCAAAGUAACGUUUGACCGUGAAAAAAGGGACGAGUACGUGGUGCUCUUGAAAGUAUCCGAUGGUGGCGGUAAAUUUGGAUUUGCAUCCCUCAAGGUUAUAAUAGAUGACGUAAACGAUAACGUUCCUUACUUCCUGUUAAAAGAAUACAAAAUCGUUGUAAGCACAACAACGGAAGCGAACAGGACUAUUUUAACGGUCAAGGCCAAGGACGACGAUAUAAACGACAAUGGCUCGGUGAACUACCAAAUUGUGCAAAAGUCUAAAGACGAGUCCUCAAAAGAUGUGGUUGAAAUAAACGAGAACUCUGGAGAUAUUGUCCUCAAGCGGGAUGCUCUAACCUACGGUGUGGGAUCGUAUCAGUUCUUUGUACGCGCCGCUGACCGAGGUGAACCUCAAUUUCACUCGGAAGUGCCAGUGUCAAUUGAAAUAAUUGAAACAGAUUCAAGCAUUCCCGUUUUCGACAAGUCGUCAAUCCAACUUAAGAUUAUAGAGUCAACGUCACCGGGAACCGUGCUCACAAAGCUGCACACGAUUGGAAACUUUACGUUUAAAUUUUCGAUAGCCGCUGAUCAGGACCAUUUCAUGAUAUCCGACAGUGGCGAACUCAUCCUUCAGCAGACCUUAGACCGCGAACAACAGGAGUCGCACAACUUGAUUGUGGUGGCAGAAACCGCCACGGUUCCGGUUCUGUUUGCCUACGCUGAUGUCUUUAUCGAUGUCAGGGACGAAAAUGAUAACUACCCCAAGUUUGACAACACGUUCUACAGUGCCAGUGUAGCGGAAAACAGUGAAAAGGUUAUUUCGCUGGUAAAAGUAUCAGCGACUGAUGCCGACACCGGGCCAAAUGGCGACAUUCGAUACUAUCUGGAAAGUGAAGCCGAAAACAUCCAGAACAUUUUCGAUAUCGACAUCUACUCUGGCUGGAUCACCCUACUAACCUCCCUGGAUAGAGAAGUUCAAUCGGAAUAUAAUUUCAAAGUAAUUGCUGCCGAUAAUGGUCACCCGAAGCAUGAUGCGAAAGUACCUGUUACUAUUAAAAUUGUAGACUAUAAUGACAAUGCACCUGCAUUUAAGUUACCUAUCGAAAGACUUUCGGUUCUCGAGAACGCACUGCCUGGCACAGUUUUAAUCAAUUUGCUUUUGAUUGAUCCGGAUAUCGAGAAACAGGAAAUGGACUUCUUCAUCGUCUCUGGGGACAAGCAAGCUCAGUUCCAGAUCGGUAAGAGCGGAGAGCUAUUUAUUGCCAAACCAUUGGAUCGCGAACAAAUCAAGUUCUACAACUUGAGCAUAAUUGCAACUGAUGGAAAAUUCACUGCCAAAGCCAACGUUGAAGUAGAUGUAAAGGACAUAAACGACAAUACGCCCUACUGCCUAAAACCCCGCUAUCAUAUCACCACUAAUGAAUCCAUCUCGGUUGGAACUGCACUAGUUGAAAUCAAGGCGGUUGACUUUGAUUUGCAAAGCAAACUUCGCUUCUAUCUGUCGGGCAAAGGGGCAGACGACUUCACAAUUGGGAAGGAAAGUGGCAUUUUGAAGGUGGCGAAUGCACUAGACCGGGAAACUACUCCAAGGUACAAACUGGUGGCUCACGUCCAGGAUGGCAAGGACUUCACCCAGGAAUGCUUCUCCGAAAUAAUCAUAACAGUCAGUGACAUAAAUGACAACAUACCCGUUUUCUCGAUGGCCCAAUACAGAGUGAGCGUUCCCGAGGAUGCUCAACUGAAUACGCUGAUCACGAAAGUGCAUGCGAUGGACAAGGACUUUGGGGUUAACAGACAAAUCAAGUACUCCCUUAUGGGCGAAAAUCAUGAUUACUUUAAAAUUUCUAAGUCUACUGGUAUUAUAAGGCUGGACAAAAAUCUUGAUCGCGAAACUAUUUCUCUGUUUAACCUGACCGUCAAAGCGGAGGACUGCGGCAUUCCCAAGUUACAUUCCAUAGCAACGGUGGCCGUAAACAUAUUGGACAUCAACGACAACCCGCCUGAGUUCAGUAUGCGGCAGUACUCCUGCCAAAUCCUUGAGAACGCCACCCAAGGCACCGAGGUCUGCAAGGUCUAUGCCGCUUCCAUAGACAUUGGUGUCAAUGCGGACAUCCACUACUUCAUCAUGAGUGGCAACGAGCAGGGAAAGUUCAAAAUGGAUUCCAUGACCGGCGAACUGUCGCUGAAUGCGACUUUGGACUAUGAAAUGUCUAAGUUUUACUUCCUAACCGUUCAAGCCAUCGACGGAGGCACUCCACCGCUCAGCAACAACGCCUAUGUGAACGUGUCCAUACAGGACAUUAAUGACAACAGCCCCAAGUUUCUGCAGAACUUGUACCGCAUUAAUGUUAACGAAGAUAUAGCCGUGGGAACCAAGAUUCUGGAUGUCAAGGCCACAGAUGAGGACUCUGAUAUCAAUGGUCUUGUCACGUACAACAUCGAAAAGGGUGACCACAUAGGCCAGUUCUCGAUAGAUCAGAAAAACGGUACGAUAAGCGUGUCGAGGCCCCUAGAUCGGGAGACAAUUUCGCACUAUAACCUGGAAAUUCAGGCCUGCGACCAGGGAACUCCCAAUAACUGCAACAGUGUGCCAGUGAAUGUAAAUAUAUUGGACACAAACGACAAUGCGCCCAUUUUUUCCAGCGCCAACUACAGUGUUGUGCUGCAAGAAAACCGACCUCUGGGCUACAUAUUCCUCACAUUCAAAAUAUCAGACGCAGACGAAUCUCCCAAUACCACUCCAUACACAUUCGACAUUCGGUCGGGAAACGAGGGUGGACUAUUCCGCCUGGAGCAAGAUGGAUCGCUGAGCACUGCCUCGCGGUUCAACCACAACCUUCAGGAUGAGUUCGUGAUUCAGGUUCGGGUGUUUGACAACGGCACACCGCCACUGUACUCCGAUGCCUGGGUGGUGGUGAAAGUAAUCGAGGAAAGUCAAUACCCUCCAAUAGUCACUCCCCUGGAGGUGACAAUCAACUCGUUUGAGGACGAUUUCGCUGGCGCCUUCAUUGGAACACUUCACGCCUCCGAUCAGGACAAGUACGACGAACUGAACUUCAGUUUGGUAUCCGGUCCCGAGGACAUGUAUCAGAGCUCCAAACUGUUUAACGUCUCCAAUAAAACGGGAAAGAUCUACGCCAUAUCCAACCUCGACAUUGGCCUGUACAAGCUUAAUGUGUCCGUUUCGGAUGGCAAAUUCCAGGUCUUCUCGAUGGUCAAGAUCAAUGUGGAGCUGGUCACCAACGACAUGCUCAAGGAAUCGGUUGUGAUUCGGUUCAGCAGGAUUUCACCAUCGGAGUUCCUGCUCAGUCACAGGAAAACGUUCAUGCGCUCCAUUCGCAACAUCAUGCGCUGUCGCCAAAAGGAUGUGAUCCUGAUCACCUUGCAAACGGAAGCACCGCAUCACUCUGUGGCCACUCGACAUGCCAGAUCGAUUGACUCCAAUUUGAAUGUGGUGUUUGCAGUGCGAAAGCAGCAAAUUAUUCCCGACUCCGAUGAGUUCUUCACCAGCGACGAGAUUCGACAAACGCUGAUCGACAAGAAGAACGAGAUCGAGAACGAAACCAACUUGGUUGUGGAGGAGAUACUGCCCUCCACCUGCCAGAGCAGUCAAAACUCCUGUGUUCACGGGGAGUGCAAGCAGAUCUUGCGGAUCCAGAAGAACAAUGUCACGACCACCUUUACGGAUGUGAUAAGUUUCGCUGCGCCAUCGUACAAUCGGGUGAACAGAUGCGUCUGCAGGCCAGGCUUCGAUGGAAAGCACUGUAACGAGACGGUAAAUGCUUGCUCGACGGAUCCCUGCUCGCCGCAGAGGAUCUGCAUGCCAUCGGGAUCGGUGCUGGGCUACCAAUGCGUGUGUCCCAAGGGCUUUUCGGGAACGUACUGCGAGAGAAAGUCGUCGAAGUGCAGCAAUGAAUCCUGUGACAUUGGUCUGUUCACUGCGGUUUCGUUCGGCGGAAAGAGCUAUGCCCACUACAAGAUCAACAAAAUCAAGGCCAAGUUCACGCUGGAAAAUGAAUUCUCGUAUUCGCUGCAGAUAAGAACUGUGCAGCAAACUGGCACCCUGUUAUACGCCAGCGGCAAGGUGGACUACAACAUUCUGGAGAUCAUAAACGGAGCCGUGCAGUACCGAUUCGACCUGGGCUCCGGUGAGGGAGUCAUAAGCGUUUCGAGCAUCAACAUCUCGGAUGGGGAAUGGCACCUGAUCAGUCUGGAGCGAUCGCUCAACAGUGCCAAGCUGAUGGUGGACAACAAGCACGUCUCACACGGCAGUGCGCCGGGUGUGAAUGGGAUCCUGAACAUCCAGUCGAACGACAUCUUUGUGGGCGCCGAAGUGCGACCGCAUCCAUCGAUCAUCGGCUACGAGGACAUUCAGCGCGGCUUCAUCGGCUGCAUGGCGAACAUUAAAAUAGCCAAGGAGUCGCUGCCCCUGUACAUUUCCGGCGGCAGCACCAUUGCUGCCCUGAAGCGGUUCACGAACGUGGAGUUCAAGUGCGAUCCGUCGAAUGUGCUGGUGCGCCUGGGCAUUUGCGGAUCGCAGCCUUGUGCCAAUAGUGGCAUCUGCAAGGAACUCGGUGCUGACGCAUUUGAGUGUGCCUGCCAGCCGCGAUAUUCGGGCAGGCACUGCGAGAUCGAUCUCGAUCCGUGCUCGUCGGGACCUUGUUUGUUCGGCGGACGGUGCGACUACCACGGACCCAACAACUACAGCUGCACGUGUCCGAUCCACUUGUCCGGUCGCAGGUGCGAGUACGGCAAGUUCUGCACCCCGAAUCCGUGCAAGAACGGCGGGAUUUGCGAGGAGGGCGAUGGCAUAUCGCACUGCAUGUGCCGGGGCUACACAGGUCCCACCUGUGAGAUCGAUGUGGACGAGUGCGAGAACCAGCCGUGUGGAAAUGGAGCGACCUGCAUCAACGAGCCCGGCAGCUUCCGGUGCAUUUGUCCCUCGUACCUCACAGGCGCCAGCUGCGGAGAUCCCCUGUACUCGAACUCGAUUUCCACAAAGCUGAAGAACUUUUCCAUAGAGCACAUUAGUGGCAUCAUAUCGGGAGUAGCCGUGGUGCUUGUGAUCAUUAGUUGCGUCCUGUGCUGUGUGGUCAUUCGGAGGAAUUCGUCCUCGAAGCGAAGGAACCGACUUGAAAAGGACAAGAACAAGCCGUCCUACAAGGAGGCGAACCUAAACUCGCUGGUCGACAAGGACAACUACUGCAAGCCGAACGUUAAGUUGAGUAACUUGGAGGUGAACCAGCGACCCAUUAGCUACACCGCUGCCCCCAAUGAUAACCUGUUCAUGAGCAACAGGAAUUUCGUCAACAAUUUGGAUAUACUGCGAAGCUAUGGUUCGGCUGGCGAUGAACUGGAAAAUGUGCCAUUUGAGUACCAGAAGGUGAAUCGAAACAAACAGCAUGUUAACAUAAACACCUGCCAUUCCGCCGAUGCAGAUAAUGCCUACAAACAAGAGUGGUGCGAGCAAAUGCAUUUAAGAACCUUCAGUGAAAACAAACUGAACAAUGAACUUAAACGUGAUUUCGGACCCUCAGUUAGUCGCUUUUCAACUGGCAAACUAAUCCAAGUUGAAAUGCCGAACGUGUGCCACUCCUCCAGUGCGAAUUUCGUUGAUUAUUCAGCUCUUGCCAAUGGUCAGUACCAUUGGGACUGCUCCGACUGGGUUCGCAAAAGCCAUAAUCCCUUGCCAGACAUAACCGAAGUUCCUGGAGCAGAAAUAGCCGACUCGUCGAGCUUACACAGCAAUGAUAGCAACGAGUCCAAGUCGAAGAAGGCCUUUUUCGUUCACAGAGAAGACGGAGAUGUCGAUCCGACUAGGGAUAUAGCUGCACUGAACGAGGAUAUCGGUUCGGAAUAUUUGGAUUCGGAGGCGGAGAGCUGUUUGGAGCCGUUUAUGUUGCCGAGAUCAAGUAAUCAGCCACUUUCAAGACUGAGUUCUUUUAAUAAUAUCGAGAAUGAAGACUAUAAAUCAAAUACAGUGCCUUUACCGUCGAAAGUUAGUCAUUUGUGCAAAGUAUAUUUAAGACAUCCUGAUUCGUAUUUACCCACGAUGCAUUUUCCAAGUGAAACGGAUGGGGAAAGCUCUAUGACCGAUGGGCCGAUUUCAAGGAAGGAAAUUAAGACCAGAAGGACGAUAAGUGAAAAUUCAGAGGAGGCAUAUCUAUUUCCAUGCGCUGGCGGAGAAAUUGGUUCCAACAGUAAUAUUUCUGUUCGACUGUGUGAAAUUGAAGAUUCUGAGUUGGAAGAGUUUUUACCACAACAACAAACAAACAAUUAAAUGACAUGCUAAAUAUAUAAGAACUACAUUUUACACAAAUUAUUUGAUUUCGUUAGAUACUAUUUUCCAUAGGAAAGACUUUGGUUAUAUAUUUUCAAUAAAAAAUACAUAAAC
Molecule: messenger RNA, 14472 nt
Organism: Drosophila gunungcola (fruit fly)
Lineage: Eukaryota; Metazoa; Arthropoda; Insecta; Diptera; Drosophilidae
Gene: kug
Product: fat-like cadherin-related tumor suppressor homolog
Biological process (GO): homophilic cell-cell adhesion
Cellular component (GO): plasma membrane
Molecular function (GO): calcium ion binding
Source: RefSeq, a predicted model, not a curated record